GCUAUUUCUCGCGACACUUCUCCCCCCUCUGUGGUUCUUGUUCCUUGACGCGUUGGUGACAUUGGGUUCAUUUUCCGGACCGUUGCUCGAGCUGUCGUGUUGCCGAACCGAGCGGAUCAUAAAUGAUAUCGAAGGGGAGAGUCUACGGUAAAGGUUCCGGGAUGUCGUCGGAGGUGCUGGCAGCGAGCGGCCUGAAGCAGUGCCAGCAGGCCCAGGAUCAGCUGGAGGACACCAUCGGUGCCGUGAUCAAGGCGGAGCAGCAGCUGAGGGAGAACGCCAGAGAGGUUCGCUCGGAGUUGCAGAGCUGCGUGAGCCGCCAGCAGGAGGCGCUGCGCUGCAGGGAGGUGUGGCUGUUGGGUCAGAUUGAGUUACUCGAACAAGUGAAGACGGAAACUCUGCAACAGCAGCUGCAUCAGCUGCACCGGCUCCGAGGUCAGUUUGACGUGAUCGCCCACCAGCUGCAGAACUCCAGCAGCAACGACCUGAACAACCAGCUGACCAGCUGCAUGGAGAAGUUGUCCUCUCUGAGUCUGACUCCAGAGGAAACACCUGAGAUGAGUUUCCAUGCCGACACUCGCUCUCUGAAGCAGGCCAUCACCUCAUUUGGCACCAUCACGGCCCAGCUUGUGGAGGGUAUGUCUUCUAAGAGCUCCACCCACCUGAGACCUCAGGUGCAGAGUUGUCCAAUCACAGCGAAGAAGCAGCAGAUGGCCGAGCCCUCCUCUCUGAGCAAUUGGCUGCUAGAAUCUCGACCCGCCAACAGAUGCGCUCCCAUUGGCUAUCAGUCUAGCACAGACCCGCAGGAUUGGCUGCUGCCACAGAAGGAGAGUAAGCAGACUUCCUGUCCCGAGAUGGCCUCCAUGGACUUCAUGAAAGCCUGGGGUCAGCUUAGGGACUUGGAGGCGUGGCUUAUUCAAGACCACUCCCCCAACCGGGAGAGAAGCGUCAGCAGCUGUAGCUCCUCCUUCUCCAUCGAAAAGAUAGACGAAAUGGAGCUGGCCGCUGAGGAGGAGGAGGAGCUGAACGACUGGCUUGUUACCCCGCCUACUGCUGCCAUGGAGACCAUGUCGGACGCCGAACGUUGGCAGCAUGUCUUUAAGCCGUUUGAGGAAAGCUGGUCAGCUGAUGAUUGGCUUUCGCCAGCGAGCCGGUCAAUCGGCAACUGCUCAUCGUGCUGUCAGACCAUCAGCGCCGUGGAGAUCGAAAACCUCGGCCAGCUCAAGUGCCUGAAGACCACGCCCACCUCAGGCACCACCUCGCCCACUUCCCCCGCCGCCGUGUCGAUGCCAGCGUCUCUGGAGAUGUGGUUGCAGAAGACGUCACCAACGCUGCAGACCUGCCGCGCCAACGAGCUCUGCUCCGCCUACUCGGCCUGCGUCUGCGAGGAUAACUGCGGCAAGGAGGCGCUCAGCCGCUGGCUCCUGCAGCAGGAGGACCGCGACAAGAACGGCGUCCCCAAGAACACCCUGCCCACUGCAAAGAACGCCCCGGCCACACCCUUCCACCGAGAGCAGGAACAGAAGGUUCAGGCCAUCCUGGAGGCGUGGCUCCACCCCAGAACCGGCUCCACCCCCUCCAGCUCUCCUCUGCAGGCUUUCACCUCCUCGCUCUCCGGCUGGGUGGCAGCUGAGGAGGAGAAGGCGAGCCGGGAGGAGAACGGCUCGUCCUUGUCUCUCUUCCAGAGCCCUCUGGAGACGGACCUGUGGCUGUUUCCACGGAAGAGCCCAGCGCCCGCAGCGCCGCCCCAGGAGGAGGAGGAGGAGGAGGAGGACAAGUGGCUGCUGAGGAAGAGGAGUCAAGCUCAGGAACGCCUCGCUGUGGCGCUGCCCACCAUGUGUGACCUGUUCUCUUGCAUGAAGGUGGGCGGAGACAAAGAGAAGUGGCUGCACAGAUCUCCCGUACAGAUGUGACGAUGAUGACGACAAUGAUGCUUCUUCUUCUCUUCUGGAGUCACUUUAUCGCUGAUCAGCGCACACGAUCUCAUCUAUCUAACCAUCGUCGCUGACGCCUUUUUCUCCUUUCUGUGACAUCAUCAUGCAGUGCCGCCGCCCACCAUUGACCGCCAGUCAGCAACAGCCUAAAGCCCCUUUCAGAUGUAGCUGGCCCCGCCCUUUGAUUAACGUGGCAGGAAACAGGAUGUAGGAGUCUGAAAGGGGCCUCAGCAGUUUCAUCAGGUCAAAGUUCAUAUGGCUACAGAGAGUGUGGCGAGACGUUUCAGCUUCUAAUCAAUAACCGAUAAGUCACCAAUUAAUAAUCAGUAUUUAGAGCUGCGAGUGUUUCACUUGUCCUGGAAGAGAUGUGAGGGGGCGGGACUAUAUGGAAGAGUGCGUGGGGUUUAUUUUAAACAUAAAUUAGUCUUUAUUUUAUAAUACGACUGAUGUCACUUCCUUAAACCACAUUUUUGUUUUUCUAAAACCUGCUGACAUCAGAGACUCACUUCCUGUCUGGCCUGCAGGCUUCCAUCCUGUAACGUGGUUUGUUGGCAUAAGAGGAGGGACUCAGUUUCCCAGAGUGCUUUGUUGGAAGAAGCUGUGCAGGCUGGUCACGUGACUCGGGUCAGCAAUUGGUGCUUUCCAUUGCAGCUCUCUUGUGAGGCGUGUGGGGGGGGGCGGGCUUCAUCACAUGUAGCUGUGAUGUCAUCACUUUUUCCUGCUGUGAUUCUCUACAGUAAUAAAGUUUUCUGACAUC
Messenger RNA from Oreochromis niloticus (Nile tilapia), 2688 nucleotides. It is a transcript of the gene ncoa4, whose product is annotated as nuclear receptor coactivator 4. Gene Ontology annotation, biological process: response to hormone; intracellular iron ion homeostasis. Gene Ontology annotation, molecular function: transcription coactivator activity. The coding region runs from base 123 to 1910 and encodes 595 amino acids. The record is from RefSeq and is a predicted model, not a curated record. Lineage: Eukaryota; Metazoa; Chordata; Actinopteri; Cichliformes; Cichlidae. The transcript is spliced from 11 exons.